Bufo bufo (common toad) is the source of this 1848-nucleotide messenger RNA. RefSeq names its product alanyl-tRNA editing protein Aarsd1-B-like. Gene Ontology annotation, molecular function: nucleic acid binding; protein-folding chaperone binding; ATP binding. Gene Ontology annotation, biological process: alanyl-tRNA aminoacylation; protein folding; chaperone-mediated protein complex assembly. The record is from RefSeq and is a predicted model, not a curated record. The coding region runs from base 95 to 1723 and encodes 542 amino acids. The transcript is spliced from 17 exons. Gene Ontology annotation, cellular component: cytosol; nucleus. Lineage: Eukaryota; Metazoa; Chordata; Amphibia; Anura; Bufonidae.
UUAUGGUCACAGGAGCAGGGCUUGCAGUUCCUCAUCUACCACAGUAGCUGAAGCAUCUCCUUGGAGAACCUUACCGGGAUUUCACAGGACUAUCAUGAGGCAACCUGCUAAAGUUCUUUGGUAUGACCGGGCAAAGUAUGUGCAUAUGGAAUUCUGUGUUGAGAACAGUCGGGAUGUUAAGGUGGACAUAGAAGAACAUAAGGUCAUAUUCAGUUGUCUAAAUGAAGAUAACAUUCAGAUGUAUAAUGAGAUUGUACUGUAUGACAGAGUCCAACCAAAGGAUUCCAGGGAGAAACGUUCAGGCCGGUCGAUUACUUGUUUCCUUAGGAAGUGGAAGGAGAAAGUGGCAUGGCCAAGGCUAACCAAGGAGAAUAACAAGCCUGCCUGGUUGUCUGUAGACUUUGACAAUUGGAGAGACUGGGAUGCAGAAGAAGAGGGAGAGAUGGCGUUAGCAGAACAUUACCUGGAUUUGAUCAACCAAGUGAAGGACAAGGGAGCACCUCCUAGUAUGGACGACCUGGAUGAUUUGGAUGUGAUGGUGUCCUGCAGUCCUGCCCAACUGAAGACUGAGAAUGGAGGGAAGAAGGAGACGCUGUCUGGAUACAAUGUGAUAUUGAAGGACACCGUUCUGUUCCCUGAAGGCGGUGGACAGCCUGACGACAGAGGAUCUAUUGGUGAAGUUCCAGUGCAUCGUGUCACCCGACAAGGCCCAGAAGCUGUCCAUUUUGUAUCCUCUCCAUUGGAUCCAGGUUCCGAAGUAUUAGUGAAGGUAGACUGGGACCGCCGAUUCGACCACAUGCAGCAGCACUCAGGCCAGCACCUUAUCACAGCCAUUGCUGACUCUUUGUAUGGGUUCAAGACAACCUCAUGGGAACUGGGACGACAGCGCAGUACCAUUGAGCUGGACACCCCAACGAUGACAGACGAUCAGGCUGAAGCUAUUGAGCUGCUGGUCAACCAAAAGAUCCGCCAGCGUGUGCCCGUCAUUGUGAGAGUGAUCACCACUGAUGAUCCUGAAUUUAACCAAGUCAGAAGCCGAGGUUUACCUGAUGACCAUGCUGGUCCGGUGAGAAUAAUCGACAUAGAAGGAGUUGAUGCAACCAUGUGCUGUGGGACCCAUGUAGCUAAUCUCAGUGAUCUCCAGGUGAUUAAGAUUUUAGGAACAGAAAAGGGAAAGAAGAACAAGACUAAUCUAAUAUUCAUUGCAGGAGAGAGAGUAUUGAAAUACGCAGCCCGGAGCUACAGUGUGGAGAAGUCUCUGACCGCCCUUUUAAAGAAUGGGCCUGAGGAACACAUUGAAGGUGUGGAGAAACUGCAGAAAUCUGUGAAGACUCUUCAUAAGAAUAAUCUGACUUUACUGAGAGACCUCGCUGUCCUUACAGCCCAGAGCUUUAAAAACCGUCCAGACAGAAGCAAACUAUUUUCCUUACACAGAAAAGAGGGAGAUAAUGAGUUUAUGAAUAUUAUUGCAAAUGAGAUUGGCACAGAGGACACUGUUGUCUUCUUAACUGUUGGAGAUGAAAGGACAUCAGGGUUAUUUCUACUUGCUGGGCCCCCUGAAAUCAUUGACCAAGUAGGACCAAGAGCUGCUCAUAUUCUAGAUGGGAAAGGAGCUGGAAAGAAGGGUCGUUUUCAAGGCAAAGCCAACAAGAUGAGUCAGAGAGGAGAGGUGGAGAGGCUGCUUCAGGAGGCCAUUAAUGGGUCUGCACUUAAAGAGGAAUGAUGCAGUCGGUGUACAGACCUAUGUUCACCACUAGGGGGUGCUUCUGAUCCAGUAUGAACUUUUAAGCGCGCGAAACCCCCAUGAAAUGUCAGAGAUUAUUUAAAGUGGUUGUGCGGUGGCUUAAG